Messenger RNA from Scophthalmus maximus (turbot), 4469 nucleotides. It is a transcript of the gene prkcab, whose product is annotated as protein kinase C, alpha, b. Lineage: Eukaryota; Metazoa; Chordata; Actinopteri; Pleuronectiformes; Scophthalmidae. Bases 29 to 2245 code for a protein of 738 amino acids. The transcript has 18 exons. Gene Ontology annotation, biological process: protein phosphorylation. The record is from RefSeq and is a predicted model, not a curated record. Gene Ontology annotation, molecular function: ATP binding; diacylglycerol-dependent serine/threonine kinase activity; zinc ion binding.
AAGGCAGCCUCCGCCGACGUCAGUGUGAAUGAAAAAGAAGCGCUCAGCUGCGAUCCGGGCAGAGGGAAGGCGUGCGGUCUGUCAAGCAGCGCUCCUGCACCGACACUUGCCAAGAGACCACAACCUCACAGAAAUCGAUCGGGACAACACGAAGUCGGGGGCUGUGUCAUUUUUCUUUGUUUUCUUCCCCCCCCCCCCAAUUAUGGCUGACCACCUUUUACAUUACAAUGACUCUGCCGGGGUCGGGAACCGAUUCGCCCGCAAAGGUGCUUUGCGGCAGAAAAACGUGCAUGAAGUGAAAAACCACAAGUUCACUGCCAGGUUUUUCAAGCAGCCGACGUUCUGCAGCCACUGUACAGACUUCAUAUGGGGAUUUGGGAAACAAGGAUUCCAAUGCCAAGUGUGUUGUUUUGUGGUUCACAAACGCUGCCAUGAGUUUGUCACCUUCUCCUGUCCUGGAGCAGACAAGGGCCCCGACACAGACGACCCCAGAAGCAAACACAAGUUCAAGAUCCACUCGUACGGCAGUCCCACCUUCUGCGACCACUGUGGUUCGCUGCUGUACGGGCUCAUCCACCAAGGGAUGAAAUGUGACACCUGCGAUAUGAACGUGCACAAUCAGUGUGUGGUCAACGUGCCAAGCCUGUGUGGGAUGGACCACACAGAGCGCCGGGGUCGUGUCUUUCUCAAGAUCGAGGUCAGCGGGGACAGGCUACACGUCACAGUGGGUGAAGCCAGGAACCUGAUUCCUAUGGAUCCGAAUGGUUUAUCGGACCCGUAUGUAAAACUCAAGCUCAUCCCAGACCCAAAGAACGAAACCAAACAGAAGACCAGGACCAUCCGUUCGUCUCUCAACCCCUGCUGGAACGAGUCCUUCACCUUUAAGCUGAAAGCAUCAGAUAAAGACCGCCGUCUGUCCAUUGAGGUGUGGGACUGGGACCGAACCACCAGGAACGACUUCAUGGGCUCCAUGUCAUUUGGAGUGUCCGAGCUCAUCAAAGCUCCCAAUUGUGGAUGGUACAAGUUGCUAAACCAGGAGGAGGGAGAGUACUACAACGUCCCCAUCCCCGAGGUGGACGACGUCAACCUGGAGCUCCGACAGAAGUUUGAGGCCUGCCAGUUAAAUAUCCACUAUCUGAAGAAAGCCAAGCUGGGCCAUGGUAAGAAAGUGAUCACGCCAUCAGACCACCGGCGGUUCAGUCUGCCCUCAGGUAACGUGGACCGGGUCCGACUCAGUGACUUCAACUUCCUGGCCCUGCUGGGGAAGGGCAGCUUUGGCAAGGUGAUGUUGGCAGAGAUGAAGUCGUCAGAGGAGCUGUACGCCAUCAAGAUCCUGAAGAAGGACGUGGUCAUCCAGGAUGAUGAUGUCGAAUGUACGAUGAUAGAGAAGAGGGUCCUGGCCCAGAGAGACAAGCCGCCUUUUCUCACGCAGCUCCACUCCUGCUUCCAGACUGUGGAUCGGCUAUACUUUGUGAUGGAGUACAUUAAUGGAGGAGACCUCAUGUAUCAUAUCCAGCGUGUGGGCAAGUUCAAGGAGCCGCAGGCAGUGUUUUAUGCUGCAGAGAUUGCUGUUGGUUUGUUCUUCUUGCACCGAAAGGGAAUCAUCUACAGGGAUCUGAAGCUCGACAACGUGAUGCUGGACUCUGAGGGCCACAUCAAGAUAGCGGACUUUGGCAUGUGUAAGGAGAACAUGUAUGAGUGCAUGACCACACGCACCUUUUGCGGCACUCCGGACUACAUCGCACCAGAGAUCAUAGCAUAUCAGCCCUAUGGGAAAUCCGUGGACUGGUGGGCGUAUGGAGUCCUCCUGUAUGAGAUGCUGGCAGGACAGCCACCCUUUGAUGGAGAAGAUGAGGAUGAGCUCUUCCAGUCCAUCAUGGAGCACAAUGUUUCCUACCCCAAGUCCAUGUCAAAAGAAGCUGUGUCCAUCUGCAAGGGACUGAUGACCAAACACCCAUCAAAGCGUCUGGGCUGUGGCCCAGAGGGGGAGAGGGACAUCCGAGAGCAGGCCUUCUUCAGACGCAUCGACUGGGAUCGCCUGGCCAACAGAGAGAUCCAGCCGCCAUUCAAACCCAAAGUGUGCGGCAAAGGAGCAGAAAACUUUGACAAGUUUUUCACCCGUACUCAGCCUGUGCUGACCCCUCCCGACCAGCUGGUCCUCGCCAACAUCGACCAGAGCGAGUUUGCCGGCUUCUCGUACAUCAAUCCACAGUUCGUCCCUCCGUCCCUGCACAGCGUGGUAUGAGGAGGGUGUGGGAAAGUUACAAAAAUCACGGACUGUCUGUGAAUACAGGACCCUUGCAAACUCCGACCAAUGCCCUGCUGUCAACCGACUCAUAUCCUUCUCUAAAGUGUUCUGUCUACUAGUUAUCGAUAUCGGUGUAAAGAAGUGACCGAGGGGAGAGGAGCUGAGGGUUAAAAGGAUGUGAGGUACAAUCUGAAGUGAGAGGCAAACAUGGCACUGAACUUCUCAUUAGAAUGUUCUCUCCUCUAAAUCUAUAUCUGUUUCUCCGAACCUGCAGCCGUCUUCUCCCGUAUGGAGGUGUCUCGUUGCCGGUUGCUCUCUCAUUAGGUAUUAAACAUGCAAGGUCCUUCUCAUCCCACUUCUCUUCCGCAUCCUUCUACGCAACAAGCUGCAAUGCAACACAGGAAUGGAACAUGUUUUUUCUGCUCUGUCUUGGCUUUAACUACUUCUGAACAGCUUCACGUGUAUAUUAUAUUUAUAUACUCAAAACAAAGAAGAGGUAGUAUACUGUUACGUGAGAGCCAGAGUAGAAGUGGGAGAAAACCUUUCUAUUGCAGUUCUUGUAGAUCUUGUGAUGUUGGGUUUUUUUCUCCUUCUGGCCUUCCCGACAGUGUCGACACAAUAAAACCCCUACACAGGCACCGCUUUGAAUCUGUUGUUUCGCAGGAUGUGGAAAUAUAAUAUAUCCAACUCUGUAUAGAGAAACAGAAGCACAUUUUGCUUACGGUUACAAGAUGUCCAGGUCUUUUCAGUGCAGUGGAAUUACGCCUACAGUGGGUGAAAGCAGGAUUAUAGGGUCAGACGACUGUGCAUUUAAGUAGAAAGAUGCACAAAAAGCAGAUCUCUGUUGCAUGCUUACUUUCUGACUGUGUGCGAGCCGUAGACUCUAGGAUGCAGUAAAUGUCUAUUGUAAAUUUUAGUAUUAUGACAUAAUCUACGUUGAUUAUUGUAUGGUUUGAGGAGUCUUACUCUGAAGAAGUUUCUAAUUGUCAAGGAAAAAGAGUUUUGUUCCUGUUUUAUGUUCCGCUUGAAUCAACUUUUGUGUCCCAUUGUAUGUCAGCCUUUUUUCUUUCUUCUUCUUUUGUAAAUAUGUUUCAAACGGGAUGUUUCAAAAAGAGAAGUUACUUGCAGAUUUUAUACUACGAACUGAAUGUGCUUUUAUUACCAUAGAACAUUUCUAUGUUUAGAUUACCCCCCGAGAAAAGAUAUAUAUAUAUAUAUAUAUAUAUAAAUAUAUAUAAUGUUUGGCUGAAUCUUUGGUAGCUUUGGUAUCAGCGAACCUCGUUAUAUGUAUUUCCACCAUUUAUCCAUUGUUUUCUACUUCUCAGUGUCAUAAAGAGAAUAUGCAGCACCUAUCGUGUGUGAAACAUUUGAAUGCCCUCUUGCCUUGGUCGUCUCAGGGCUGGACUCCUUCUGCAACCAGCAGAUUUCAAAAACCUAGUUGAUAGAAUGAGGAUGUCAAAAAAAACGUGUCUUUUCUCCAUAUGAUGUGUGCAUGCCAGAGGCAAGGCCUGAUCUAAGCAUGAGGAAGACCCCUGCAUGGCACAGAGAUCCCCGGUGUGGCGCAUGGCGUUUCCCCCCACCUCGAUGCACAGAAUGAGACAAAGCAGUCACACAAGCAUCGUUUGAUAUUCUCCCCAUCGUCUCUUCCCGCUCGCCAUCGUAUAGCCCGACCCUGUUUGGCUAAUAAGCUGAAUUUCAAACGGACAAAUAUGUGUAAAAUGUUGCUGUUGGCUUAUUGUUUCAUGGUGCCAAACUCUUCCUGUCAGGUGUGUCCACCAGUGGGCUGUUUUUCAGAAGGCUUCUACUGCAACACACAAAGCUACAGCUGUGAGGUUUUGUAAAACUGCCAAAUUUAGCUGUCGCAGCUCUUAACUACUGAACUAGUCACUUCACACGAGACUGCAGCUUGUCACAUCUGGACCAAAAUGAGAUUUACUUUAAAGCUCAAGAUAAAACUGAAUGUUUACAUGUCUCACAUUGAGAAUCUGUAUCGGAGGAAAGACGUAUAAAGAUGAAGACAAACAUCUUUGCACCCAUGACAGAGACAAUGGAACCUUAUAGGCCAGUCAGGGUUGAGCACCGCUGCAGGCGAAAAAAUCAGAGUUACGGGAAUGUUUCUGUGUUUCCUUUGACUGCCCCUGCUUUUGUUAACCUGAUUCUUCUUGUUCCUCUGUUCAUUGUAGUAUGAUGGAUACUGUGCAUAAAUAAAGUAUAAAAUCUA